Messenger RNA from Bombina bombina (fire-bellied toad), 1143 nucleotides. RefSeq names its product acyl-CoA binding domain containing 6 (gene ACBD6). The transcript has 8 exons. The coding region runs from base 268 to 1128 and encodes 286 amino acids. The record is from RefSeq and is a predicted model, not a curated record. Gene Ontology annotation, molecular function: fatty-acyl-CoA binding; protein binding. Lineage: Eukaryota; Metazoa; Chordata; Amphibia; Anura; Bombinatoridae.
UGGAUGGCAAGUGGGACAGUGUGUGAUCGGUUGUCAAUGAGCAGGAAUCACAACAUUGAGCGAGGAAUGUGACAGAGCUGGUACUUGACUUGUUGUGAGAGGUGACAUCUGGGGACCGUGACACCUGGAACACAGAGGCACCUGGGUAGCAACAGCAGCGCGGACACCUAGAGACCGCCUCCUGGGCACUCAGGCAUUGAGUGACCACCCCCCCAUAACCACGGCAGUGCCCAGCGAGGUACCCGGAGUGAACCUGUGCGAGCUGCCAUGGCCUGCUCCCCACAACCUGCGGGCCUAAGUUCCAGUGAGGAGUGUGGAGAGCUGGGGGAGCUAAGCCUGGAGGACACAGAGGAGGUGGAGCUGCGGCGGGUGUUUGAGCAGGCGGCAAAGCACGUCCAGAACCUGGUGCAUGUGGCUAGUACAGAGCAGCUGCUUUAUCUGUAUGCCAGGUUCAAGCAGGUAAAAGUGGGAAAAUGUACAACUUCCAAACCUGGAUUCUUUGAUUUUGAGGGCAGAAAAAAAUGGGAAGCUUGGAAAGCCUUGGGAGAUUACAGUGUUCAGCAGGCCAUGCAAGACUACAUUGAUACAGUGAAAAAACUGGAUCCAUCUUGGACCCCAAAGGAUUGUGAAGAGACCAGCAAGCCAUUGAAGACCACGUUUGGCGGACCAGUGGUCAGCUGCCUAUAUCAGGUGCAGGAAAUCAUUAGAGAUGAAGAUAAAAACAUCUUUGAUUACUGCAGAGAAAACGAUAUCACACGAGUGUCCGGCGCCUUGGCUUCUGGGUCCAUUGACGUGAACAUUGCUGAUGAGGAGGGCCGCAGCAUCCUACAUUGGGCCUGUGAUCGGGGCCACACAGAGCUGGUUUCUGUUCUAAUUUGCCAUAAUGCUCACGUAAAUAUGCAGGAUUCAGAAGGACAGACGCCUCUGCAUUACGCCUCUGCCUGUGAGUUCCCAGAUAUAGUUGGCCUUUUGCUGGACCACGGAGCUGACCCUUCCCUCGUUGACAAUGACGGCUUCCAGCCACAUGAGGCCACAGACAGCAAGCAGAUCCGUGAGAUGCUGAAGCAGGACGCCGUGUGUAGGCAACGCAGCAAGCCCCUGAGCUGCCUUCUGGAAAUUCCACAAUAAAUCACCUGAAACACA